AUGGACGAAAAGGAUCUCAGCAUCCACGAGCCGUGUGAGGCCCGUGGCGCGCCGUCAACCUCAUCGAAGGAGGAAGAGGAACGAGAGCACCAAAACCUGACCCGAAUCGCCUCCAGCCGAACGGGUCGAAGACUGUCCCUCUCGGCUACGAUCAAUGAGAGGGACGACCCCCGUUUGGAUCCCACCAGCCCCGAGUUUGAUCAUCGUCGCUGGGCAAAGCUCGUUCUCAAGGCGCUGGACCAAUCCGGCAUUGUCCCCCAGGCGCAGGGUGUGGUCUUCUCGAAUCUGUGCGUGUCGGGAUCAGGCUCCGCGCUGCAGAUUCAGGAAACCCUCCUGACCCGGUUAGCAGCUCCCUUUCACGGCAUUGCACGGGCGCUCUCAGGGCAGGCUGCCCCUCCUCCCCGGCAGAUCCUCCGCAGUUUCGAUGGCCUGCUCCAAGGGGGCGAACUCCUCCUGGUCCUCGGCCGUCCGGGGAGUGGCUGUACGACGUUUCUGAAGACCCUUUGUGGCCAUCUGGGGGGCCUGACGCUCGAACCGCAGAGUACCAUCCACUACCAGGGGAUCGAAUAUGAAGACAUGAUCAAGCACCACCGGGGCGAGGUGGCUUACAACAAGGAAGUCGAUCAACAUUUCCCGCAUCUGACGGUGGGCCAAACGCUCUCGUUCGCCGCGCACGCCCGGACGCCCCAGAAACGCAUUGAGGGCCUGACACGCUCCGAAUACGUGGAAACCCUCACGCAGGUCGUGCUGGCCGUGUUUGGCCUUUCCAACACCUAUCACACCAAGGUGGGAGACAAUUUUGUGCGCGGCGUCAGCGGUGGAGAGCGCAAGAGGGUCAGCAUCGCCGAGAUGUUUCUCUCCCGAUGUCGGAUCGGCGCCUGGGACAACAGCACGCGAGGCCUGGAUGCGGCCUCCGCUCUGAAAUUCGUCAAGUCCCUCCGCCUGGCUGCCGACAUGGGUCAAUCGUGCCAUGCGGUCGCCGCCUAUCAAGCGUCUCAAUCGAUGUACGAUCUGUUCGACAAAGUCAUCGUUCUCUACGAGGGCCAGGAGAUCUACUUUGGCCGCCGGGAUCGGGCCGUGCGUUACUUCGAAGACAUGGGCUGGGAGUUGCCCGAACGCCAGGUCAGCGGUGACUUCCUGGCCUCCGUGACCAACCCAAGCGAACGACGAGCCCGUCCCGAUAUGGCGGACCAGGUGCCACGCACGGCGAAGGAGUUCGCGGCAUAUUGGAAGCGCAGCCCCGAGUAUAAGGAACUCUGCGCUCAGAUCGAGGCAUACCAACGCGGUCAUCCCCCGAAUUCUGACGAGGCCAAGAUGUUCAAGGCCCAUCAUGAAGAACAGCAGGCCCGUCAUACCCGGCCGAGCAGCCCGUACCUUCUUUCGGUUCCGAUGCAAGUCCGCCUCUGCCUCCGCCGAGCCUUCCAGCGACUCCGAAAUGAUAUCCCCACGGCCAUGUCGACGGUGGUCGCGCAACUCGUCCUGUCGUUAGUCAUCGGCUCGAUCUUCUUCAAGUCUCCUCCCACCACGGCGACCUUCUUCCAGAAGGGGGCUGUGUUGUACUUCGCGGUGCUGUUCAAUGCCUUGGUGACGCUCAACGAGAUCAUUCAGUUAUACACCCAGCGACCCGUCGCGGAGAAGCACGCCAGUUAUGCGUUCGUCCACCCCUUCACGGAGGCCCUGGCCAGUCUGAUCAUGGAUCUGCCGAUCAAGUUCUUGCGCUGCUCCAUCUUCAGUAUCAUUCUGUAUCUCAUGUCCAACCUGCGACGGGAGCCCUCCCAGUUCUUCAUCUUCUAUAUCUUUCUGCUGACGGCCGUCGUGGCCAUGUCGGGGAUCUUCCGGAGCCUGGCGGCCGCCACCCGGACGAGCACCCAGGCCUUGGCGAUGGCCGGGAUCUUUGUCCUGUGCAUCGUGGUCUAUACGGGGUUCGUCCUGCCGCAGCCGUCCAUGCAUCCAUGGCUCUCCUGGAUCCGAUGGAUCAACCCCAUCUUCUAUGUCUUUGAGGCCUUGAUGGCGAAUGAGUUCCAUGGCCGGAACUUUGAAUGUGCCUCGGUGAUUCCCAGCUACGCCACGGGCUCGUCCUUUGUCUGUUCCACCGUGGGUGCGGUGGCCGGACAGCGGUUCGUCUCCGGGGACGCGUAUCUGGAGCAGAACUACCAAUACUCCUACAGCCAUGUUUGGCGGAACUACGGCAUCGUCCUCGCCUUCAUGAUCGUGUUCAACGGCCUCUAUCUGCUCCUGUCGGAAUACAACUCGGGCGAGACCUCCAAAGCCGAAACCUUGGUCUUCCGCCCCGGUCAUGUCCCGCAAUUUCUUCUGUCGCCCGAUGGGGUCGAAGACGGACAGACCCCCCCGGACAAGCCUGGAUUGCAGGACAAUGUGGACGCCAUCCAUCUCCCGGAGCAGAAAGACAUCCUCUCCUGGAAAGGUCUCAGUUAUGACAUUCCCGUCAAAGAGGGCACUCGACGACUUCUGGAUAACGUCAAUGGGUGGGUGAAGCCCGGUACCUUGACCGCAUUGAUGGGCGUUUCGGGAGCCGGCAAAACGACGCUGUUGGAUGUUCUCGCCCAGCGAGUGUCUAUCGGCGUGGUCACCGGCGAUAUUCUGGUCAACGGGAGAGCCUUAGAACCUAACUUUCCCCGAGAGACUGGAUAUGUGCAGCAACAGGAUAUCCAUCUAGAGACCACCACGGUGCGCGAGGCUCUCCGGUUCAGUGCGAUGCUCCGCCAGCCCCCAUCGGUGUCCAAACAAGAAAAGUACGCCUAUGUGGAAGAGGUGAUCAAGGUCCUCAGCAUGCAAGACUUCGCCGAAGCCGUUGUGGGCUCACUCGGAGAAGGCUUGAACGUGGAGCAGAGAAAGUUACUGAGCAUCGGCGUCGAACUGGCGGCGAAACCCACCUUGUUGAUCUUCCUCGAUGAGCCCACCAGCGGCCUGGACUCUCAGAGCUCGUGGACCAUCUGCUCGCUGCUGCGCAAGCUUGCGGAUCAUGGCCAGGCGGUCCUGGCGACCAUCCAUCAGCCGAGUGCCAUGUUGUUCCAGACCUUCGAUCGCCUGUUGUUCCUAGCGAAAGGGGGCCGGACGGUCUACUUCGGCGAUAUUGGAAACCAGUCUCGCAUGCUGUUGGAUUACUUUGAGCGCAACGGGGCGAGACGCUGUGGGGAUAUCGAAAACCCGGCAGAGUAUAUGCUCGACAUCGUCUCCGGGGAAUCGUCCGAUGGAUUUGAUUGGGUCAAGACCUGGAACGAGAGUCCCGAGUACAAAGAAGUUGUUGCCGAAGUCGAACGCCUCCAAGAUGCUCGGCAACAGCCCGAGCGACAAGCCCAGAAUGACGAUGACGUCCAUUCCGAGUUCGCGAUGCCGUUGUAUAGCCAACUCUACUACGUCCUGCAGCGGGUCUUCCAACAGUACUACCGCCAGCCGGAAUACGUAUUCUCGAAGUACGCCUUAGGCAUCAUGUCGGGAUUGUUCAUCGGCUUCUCGUUCUACAAGGCCGACAACAGCCAACAGGGUUUCCAGAAUGCGCUCUUCAGCGUCUUCCUCCUCUGUACCAUCUUCACCUCGCUCAUCAACCAGAUCAUGCCCAAAUUCGUCGUGCAACGGGACCUCUACGAAGUCCGGGAGCGGCCGUCGCGCGUCUAUUCCUGGAAGGUGUUCAUUCUCUCCCAGAUCAUCGUGGAAAUCCCCUUUCAGAUCCUCCUCGGGAUCUGCUCCUGGGCCUGUUUCUACUGGGCGGUGAUCGGCACCGGUCAGGACGCCGAACGCCGCGCCCUCGUCCUGCUGUUCAUCAUCCAAUUCUUCUUGUAUGCCGGCAGUGUGGGCCAGCUCGUCAUCGCCGCAAUGCCCGGCGCCCCGCUGGCCGCCAUGUGCGCCAUCCUCAUGUUCGCCUUUUCCUUCAUCUUCAACGGCAUCCUCCAGCCCCCCGGCGACCUCCCGGGCUUCUGGAUCUUCAUGUACCGGGUGUCCCCCUUCACCUACUACGUGGGUGGGGUCAGCAGCACGAUCCUCCACGGCCGCCCGGUGGAGUGCAGCACCAAAGAACUAAGCGUCUUUGACCCGCCCUCCGGCUAUACCUGCGGACAGUACAUGCAGAAGUACAUCGACGCCGCCGGUGGAAAGCUGCUCAACGCCAGCGCCACCUCUGCCUGCGAGUACUGCUCCAUGACCGUCGGCGACGAGUACCUAGACCUGCGCUGGAUCUACUGGAAAGAUCGCUGGAGAGACUAUGGCAUCUUCUGGUGCUACUUCCUGUUCAACGUGGCCUGUGCGGUCACGUUGUACUAUAUCUUCCGGGUGAGGAAGUGGGGGAAGCGGACUUAG
Aspergillus ibericus CBS 121593 is the source of this 4314-nucleotide messenger RNA. RefSeq lists its product as uncharacterized. NCBI's taxonomy places the organism in Eukaryota, Fungi, Ascomycota, Eurotiomycetes, Eurotiales, Aspergillaceae. Gene Ontology annotation, biological process: transmembrane transport. The record is from RefSeq and is a predicted model, not a curated record. Gene Ontology annotation, cellular component: membrane. The transcript has a single exon. The coding region runs from base 1 to 4314 and encodes 1437 amino acids. Gene Ontology annotation, molecular function: ATP binding; ABC-type transporter activity; ATP hydrolysis activity.